This is a messenger RNA of Daucus carota subsp. sativus, 853 nucleotides long. RefSeq names its product large ribosomal subunit protein eL24. Gene Ontology annotation, cellular component: cytosolic large ribosomal subunit. The record is from RefSeq and is a predicted model, not a curated record. NCBI's taxonomy places the organism in Eukaryota, Viridiplantae, Streptophyta, Magnoliopsida, Apiales, Apiaceae. Gene Ontology annotation, molecular function: structural constituent of ribosome; mRNA binding. Gene Ontology annotation, biological process: cytoplasmic translation.
AUGUAUGUCAAGAGUAAUUUUAUUCGUUAUGAUGCAGAUUUGAAGUUAGAUAUAAGAGUCGAUUUGAGUCUUACGAUUGAUGGGGAAUUUAUUAUCUAUUUUUGGCCUCCUGUGAUGACAGAGCUCUGCCGGUUUAGUGGAGCCAAGAUAUACCAGGAGGGGAUCAGAUUUGUUCGUGCAGAUUCUCAGGUGUUCCUGUUUGUGAACUCAAAAUGCAAGAGGUACUUCCACAACAGGUUGAAGCCAUCCAAACUUACUUGGACGGCUAUGUACAGGAAGCAGCAUAAGAAGGAUGCCGCUCAAGAGGCAGUAAAACUGAGGCGUCUUGCUACCAAAAAACUUUACUCUUGGUCAAUUGUGGGAGCAACCUUGGAGGUAAUCCAGAAGAGAAGGACUAAAAAGCCAGAAGUCCGGGAUGCUGCAAGAGAAGCUGCAUGCGUGAAAUCAAGGAAAGGAUUAAGAAAACUAAAGAUGAAAAGAAGGUGAAGAAGGCAGAAGUGAUGGCCAAAACUCAGAAGAGUUCAGGCAGAAGCAAUGUGCCCAAGGGCGCAACAAGUAGGGAGCUAAACUCGGCGGCGGCGGUGGCAAGAGUUGAGAUUUAGUUUCAUCCUUGUUCUAUAAGUCCUACAUCAGGAUGUGUUUCUGCAUUUAUUUUAUCAUCUUCAUCCUAUCAGAGGUUUGAAUCAAGAAGGUUCCUGGUUCGUACUGCACUUUAUACUAUGUGAAGCUACAUUUCUACAUAGCAUUGUCAUUGUCCUAGCAAGGACUCGAAAAUAUAGUAAAUUUUAAACUUUGCUAAUUGUAUGCGUUUUGGGCCCAUAUUUAUGCUUUGGCCUAGCAUGCAAAUUUUUUA